This is a messenger RNA of Sus scrofa (pig), 939 nucleotides long. The record is from RefSeq and is a predicted model, not a curated record. NCBI's taxonomy places the organism in Eukaryota, Metazoa, Chordata, Mammalia, Artiodactyla, Suidae.
AUGGGGCAGACCAAUGCAACCUUCUGGACGGGCUUUGUCUUCCUGGGCUUCUCCAGCUUUGGGGAACUGCAACCCCUGCUUUUUGCACUGUUCCUCUCUCUGUAUCUUGUCACUCUGACAAGCAAUGUGUUCAUUAUUGUGGUCAUCAGGCUGGACAGCCAUCUGCACACCCCCAUGUACCUCUUUCUUUCCUUUUUAUCAUUCUCGGAGACCUGCUACACCUUGGGCAUCAUCCCUAGGAUGCUCUCUAGUCUGGUCAGGGGCAGGCAGGACAUCUCCUAUGUGGGCUGUGCUGUUCAAAUGUUCUUCUCUGCUUCGUGGGCCUGUACCAACUGCUUCCUCCUGGCUGUCAUGGGCUUUGACAGAUAUGUGGCCAUAUGUGCCCCACUGCACUAUGCCAGCCGCAUGAACCCUAGCCUCUGUGCCCAGCUUGUUGGCACCUCCUUCCUGAGUGGGUAUCUCUUUGGGCUGGGGAUGACACUGGUCAUUUUCCACCUCCCAUUCUGCAGGUCCCAUGAGAUCCAACACUUUUUUUGUGAUACUCCACCAGUGCUGAGCCUGGCUUGUGGAGAUACAAGCCUGAGUGAGCUGGGAAUCCUUCUCCUCAGCCUGCUGGUCCUCCUGGUCUCCUUCUCCUUCAUCGCUGUCUCCUACACCUACAUCCUGGCAGCAAUCUUGAGAAUCCCCUCUACAGAGGGGCGGAAGAAGGCCUUCUCCACCUGUGCCUCUCACCUCACUGUGGUCAUUGUUCACUAUGGCUGUGCCUCCUUCAUGUACUUGAGGCCCAAAACCAUUUAUUCUCUCAAGCGGGACCAGCUUAUUGCUGUCACUUACACCGUGGUGACUCCUCUCCUCAAUCCCAUCAUUUAUAGCCUAAGAAAUCGGGCUGUGCAGACAGCCCUGAGAAAUGCUUUCCGAAGGAGACUGUUGAGUAAAUGA